CAAUACUCACCGUGGAAAUCUUUUUACUCGAUUACUUUGUGGCUUUGGUACACGUUUUUUUUGGAAAUUAUCAUGCCUUGGAACAGACUGCCCGACGUAGAGUCGUGUUGCGGCUGUGUGCCCGAUUUGAAAACUGCAGCUGCUAUUAUUGCUGUACUAGGAAUCGUCACAAGCCCGGCGGUGUCGUGGGCGGUCGUACGACACUCGUACGUGAUACGUGUGUCGUGUCUGAUAACCACGAGCUCGGAACGACCUGAUGUGGUGGACGUCAACCUUAACAAUGUCCUAAGCUUCGGCUUCGGCGCAAACGCAGGUCUCGGGCCAACCUGCCUUAGCUUAAGUAAAACGCCGGAUUCAACGCCCAAACCUACAAUGGGGCCCGUAUUUCGCUCCUCGGAGUCGGGCCCUAAAUUUGUGAAGGCAGUCCGAUAUAUCGGCUGGAUUGUACUAGUGUCCGACCUUAUUUUCCUGUUUUGCAGUAUUUACUUACUCCUCAGAAUAUUUAGUGGGCCAUGCCAAAAAGCAGCCAAAAUAUUCCUAAUAACAGCAAUGAUCGCAAUGUUCCUAUCAUUCAUCUACAGUAUGAUAUACGUGUCAGCCUGUAUCACUUUGGGGGGAGCGUUUCCAGUUUUUGAAUUCUUAUUCGCAUUAUUUGAUUUAAUGAAGUGGACAGUCUGGAUCCACUUUUUGCUAGUAAUUCGCGCUUAUAUUAACUCAUACUCGCCACUUGAGACAUUGGCCCAACAAGACCGGGGGCCAUGCCGUUGGCGGUGUAACUUUUUGUGAAAUACUCACACUUUGGGCAGGCUUACCUUCAACAAUUUCUAGUAUGGGCGUACUUUCUAUUAGUUGUUAACUCCUAUAGACGCAAGAUUACAACCGCGUGAUAAAUUUAAGAUAAGCUGAAGGAUCAAAUGAAAUAUGGACAAUGGAAAUUAUGUAUUUAAGGCUGUAUUGGUGAAUUGUUUAUUGCAUUUUCCACGGAAACGUACAUUUCUUAUGCUGAUAUUGUUUUUAAAUAGGUGCACGUGUGUUUAUGCGUGUAUUGUUUAGUGAUAA
Messenger RNA from Ostrinia nubilalis (European corn borer), 1059 nucleotides. RefSeq lists its product as uncharacterized. The record is from RefSeq and is a predicted model, not a curated record. Bases 73 to 786 code for a protein of 237 amino acids. The transcript has 6 exons. Lineage: Eukaryota; Metazoa; Arthropoda; Insecta; Lepidoptera; Crambidae.